This is a messenger RNA of Mytilus californianus (California mussel), 7662 nucleotides long. RefSeq names its product ATP-binding cassette sub-family G member 4-like. Lineage: Eukaryota; Metazoa; Mollusca; Bivalvia; Mytilida; Mytilidae. Gene Ontology annotation, molecular function: ATP binding; ABC-type transporter activity; ATP hydrolysis activity. The transcript is spliced from 14 exons. Bases 113 to 2170 code for a protein of 685 amino acids. Gene Ontology annotation, cellular component: plasma membrane. The record is from RefSeq and is a predicted model, not a curated record.
UUGUAGGAGGUAUUCGUCAUUCGAUCAAAGGUCAAGGGCUUGCAAAAUCACAACAAAAAUGGCGAAAAGGGUUUGAUGACAAAGAAAAGUGUGGACUUUGUAACUUGUUAAUAUGGCAGAACUUUUAGCUGUCCAACUACACAUUCCAAUUCACCCAGAUGUUUCAACAUCUAGGUCUAAAUAUCAAAAGUCAGCGUCAGGUGGCAGUACUCCGUCAAAUAACUCCAGUCGAUUCGAACAGUUCGCGCACCUGCCAAGUCGACGAGCAGUUGACAUUGAAUAUAAAGAUCUGACAUACAGAGUUAGAGAAGGGCGGCAUAAAGGCGUAAAAGACAUUUUAAAAUGUAUAUCAGGGAAAUUUCAGUCUGGACAACUAACGGCUAUAAUGGGUCCAUCCGGAGCUGGGAAAUCAUCUUUAAUGAAUAUUUUGGCAGGUUAUAGGACAAAAAAUAUUACAGGACAUAUUUUGGUGAAUGGUAGAGACCGUGAUUUGAGAUCUUUUAGGAAGAUAUCAUGUUAUAUCAUGCAAGAUGACCACUUACUGCCACAUCUGACAGUGGAUGAAUCCAUGAUGUGUUCUGCAAACCUUAAAUUGACAGAAAAAAUGUCAAAUAAAGAAAAACAUGCACUGGUUGAUGAUAUACUGUAUUCACUAGGAUUAUCAGAUCAUAAGAAGACAAGGACAAUUAACCUGUCUGGUGGUCAGAGAAAACGUCUUUCUAUUGCUUUGGAGUUGGUAAACAAUCCACCAAUCAUGUUCUUUGAUGAACCAACAAGUGGACUUGACAGCUCAUCUUGUUUCCAGUGUGUUUCUUUGUUGAAAGCUUUAGCUGCUGGUGGGAGAACGAUUAUAUGUACCAUACAUCAGCCAAGUGCUAAAUUGUUUGAGAAGUUUGAUUUGCUUUAUCUGUUGGCUGAAGGAAGCUGUGUUUAUAAGGGAUCUAUUUCAUCAUUGGUCCCUUAUUUUGAGUCCCAUGGAAUGUCUUGCCCAGCUUAUCAUAAUCCUGCAGAUUUUGUGAUGGAAGUAGCCUCUGGUGAAUAUGGAGAAGAUAAAGUAGACACAUUAAAACAAGCUGUCAGGAAUGGACAGUGUGACAAUCUAGCUGCUGAUCUAGUGAAAAAGCCUGCAAAUGGUAGUCUGACAACAGUGGCACCUUACCAGCUGUCUGGAUCGAAUGGUCAACUGCCUCCCAUACAGGAUGAUCAUGUCCAUAUUAAUUGUUCAGAGAAAGGUGUAGUCAAUGGACAUGCCAUGACUAAUGGAUCUAAUGGUAGUGUUACGAUUGAUCCAUUUGAGCAGUACCAGAAUGACCAGAAUAGCUUUGCUACCAGUAGCUUUACACAGUUCCAUAUACUAUUUGUCCGGACAUUUAAAUCCAUAAUGAGAGAUGCAACGUUAACAAGAUUGCGAUUGAUUUCUCACUUAACUGUCGGAAUCCUGAUUGGUCUGUUAUAUCUUGGGAUAGGCAAUGAGGCAACCAAAGUGAUAAACAAUACCAGCUUCCUCUUCUUUUGUAUACUGUUCCUCAUGUUUACAGCUCUAAUGCCAACAGUCAUGACAUUUCCAUUAGAAAUGGCAGUAUUUGUGAGGGAACAUUUAAAUUAUUGGUACAGUGUAAAAGCCUACUAUCUGGCUAAAACAUUUGCUGACAUGCCAUUCCAGAUAAUUUUUCCAUUGAUAUAUGGCAGUAUAGUAUAUUGGAUGACAUCACAACCAGAUAACUUUCUACGAUUUGUCAUGUUUAUGACACUAGCAGUACAGACCUCACUUGUGGCUCAAUCUUUGGGACUCAUUAUUGGGGCAGCUACAUCACUGCAGGUAGCAGUAUAUUUGGGACCAGUUACAGCUAUUCCUGUUUUGUUAUUCAGUGGAUUUUUUGUAAAUUUCCAGACCAUGCCUGUUUAUCUACAAUGGUUAUCAUAUAUAUCCUAUUUAAGAUACUCAUUUGAAGGUAUACUUCAUGCUAUAUAUGGAUUUGAUCGUGAGAAUUUAGACUGUUCUGAGGACCAUAUAAUGAAAUGUCAGUUCAAUGAACCAAAAGACAUCCUUGAACAAUGGGAUGUGGAAAAUGUAUUCUUUGUGGAUUUCAUUGUUCUAUGUACAUUUUUUGUUUUACUGAGAGUUGGCUGUUAUUUUGUACUGAGAUGGAGAGUUAAGUCAGAGAGAUAAACAUCGUUGAAAUAUUAUAAUGAGAAGUCAGAAAGAUAAACAUCGAUGGAAUAUUAUUAUGAGAAGUCAGAGAGAUGAACAUCAAUGGAAUAUUAUUAUGAGAUGACAGGGCAAAGAUAAUCUAAGUCAAUAUUUAUAUAAUUUAAAAUACUGGUAAUGUUGAUCUUGUCAAAUUUUAUUAGGAGUUAUGCACAAUUGCCACUUGCAGACUUGAUAUACACACAAACUUUGGUUUUAUAUAUACACAUAUUUUUUCCUAUGUUUCUAGGAGAAAAAGAGCAUCAUUGAUUUGUAUUUUUUGUGUCUUCAGUUCUUAAAGUAUUAUCAUACCAAAGUUUUAAAAUGAAGUUCUUUCUUAUAUUCACUGCAAAAAUAGCGAAUUUUGAAAUGAAUAAAUAAGCUCCUAAAUAUUCACAAAAUUAACAAGGACAUCUUUUAGAAAUACUUAGGAUUUUGUUGUGUAAAAAUUAGGAACACAUUGUUCAUGUAAUUCCCAGAUAAUCAUCAGUAUAUACUGCAAAAUUCUUGUUGAAUUAUUUUAUAAUCUGAAUUAACGAAGAAAUAUAUACAUAUUUAUUUACAGUGAAACCACAUGAAAAUAAGUAAGUCAGUUGACAAUUCAUUUUAUUUUAUUUUUGGAUGUAUAGGUAACAAAUAAGUGUCAUGAUUGCCUUUUUGUUUGAAUGUAUGAUGAAUUCAUAAUUCUGACAAGAAGUUUCCAGAAUAUAUUCAUCAAAAACCAUUGAACUAAUUUAAAUUCAUUUUAAAAUUUGGUGUGUUUAUGUCUUUUGUCCUAUCAUAUUUAUGUAUUUUAAAAUUUGGUUUAAUGUUCAUUAUGAUACAUGUAAAUCAUUUUGUCCAAUACUUUUUGAAAUCAAACAUUAUAAUUCAGUCAGGCAAAUCUUUAUUGAGUGUCUGAUUGUAAUGUUAGACAUACAUAAUAUCUUUGAAGGUUAGACAUUUAUUCUUUCAGUCACACACAUAUUUAAAGAUCUGACCAAAUGUCAGCAAAGAUGUAAUUAAUAUAAAAAUAAGGAGAUGUGGUAUGAUUGCCAAUGAGACAACUAUCCACCAAAGUUCAAAUGAAAUGGAUGUAUACAAUUAAGCACAGGUUGUUAAAAAAUAUGGUUUUUUGAAGGUAAAAACCUUGUUUAUGAUAAAUCUGUACUUGACUGUCUGAAAAACAUUUGCAAUUACCCCAUGGUAACCUCUCACAAUCGCUAACUUUCAAAUUAUCUCCCUUUAGCGAUCUCCCGAUUAGAAGAUCACUUUACCUUUAGCGGAUAAUGGCUGUAGGCUAACCGCAUUUUGGUGCAAGCAAUCGUUAAAAUACUAUAAAAAAAAAAGACAUCUAGUGAAAUGGAAGAUAAAUAUAAGAGUUGUUUAUUCAUUUCUAUAUUGCAAACAGUUUUGUUUUGUUACCAAAGAUUUAAAAUUUGAACCAAUGAGUAUAAAAUCAAAACUUAGCAAUUCUGUACAAUAAAGCUGAUAAUAAAAAGGUAAUAAUAUAUAACCUUCAACACAGCAACAAAACUAAAGAAUGACAAUGCAUAUAGAAAAUUUGCUAUGAAAUGUCUUAGUUGUUUUGUAAUAUGAAUUAGAAAAAAAAAAUACUCAUUGUACUUGGCAUACUUCAUUUGUAUUGAAAGGAUCAAUAGGUUGAGUAAUGUGUUGUAUUAGUUGAUAAUUUUCUGGAGGUAUGGUAAAAUAAAUUAAAUUAUUCAUUUAUGGAAAAGAAUGUUUCCAAACUCUUUACAACAUAAAUUAUAAAUAUGUAUAAUGUUUUAAAAAUAUGAGAUUUGUUAUUGUUUACCUGUACUAUAUACAUAUUUUACUAUAAUUACAGAUAUCUCCACAAUGUAAACAAUUAAUCGUUUAUUACAAAUAUAAAGAAUUUGUUUUACUCGCAUGCUGUCUCACAAUUUUAGACUUGUGAUCUGUUUAUUUAUAACAUAAUUCAAUUCCUCUGAUUUGUCAAGAAAAAUCACUAUUUUUUACAGGUGAAAUUUUAAAAUUUGCUAUUUUACCAGAUUUAUAUAAAAUUUAUGUUAUGUUAAUUGGUGAUGUGAUAUACUUUCUAUGAGUGAUAUUGAGUUUGUAUGUUUUGAUGCAAUUCCAUUUUUUUUACAACUGAAAUUAUUUCUAUUUUAACCAAUUUUCUUGCAAGAAGUACAUACAAUAUGUUGACAUUUUUAAAAGAGUUACUGUAAAAUAAAUAAAUAAUACAGUAAUUUGAAUAUAACUGUUCCCUGACAACAGAAGCAGGAUACCAGGAGACUAUAAACGCGAGGUUUAUCGCUUUAUGUUAUCUGUACACCUGUAUUGUUAUACAUGUAUUAGAAAGUUCAAUUGCAGGAUAAAAAGGAAUCACAUGUCGAUAUAUAUAUAUAUAGGAAGUCAUAAAUACAGUGUAACAUGAUGUAAUCCAAGAAUGGCAUAUUUGACAACUUGCAGGAAAAUUGGUUAAUAAAAUCAGCUAAACUAUUUCAUUGUGUACUUAGUUCAGUUAAGACAGAUGUUUUGCUUGUUUGUUAAAAGCAUUACCCUUUUUAGUUCACCUGGUCCAAAGGGCCCAAAAAUUCUCAUCCUUUGGCGUCCAGUAUCUGUCUAGUCGUCUAUAUUAACUUUGACGAAAAUCUGCUCCUUUUAAACUUCUGGGUCAAUUGGAACCUAAUUUGGUCACAAAUAUCCUUAAAUAGGUUACAUAGCUUAUAAAAUAUGUCGGAUGAUCAAGCCUGCCAUUGCUUAAAAUAGAACAUAGGGGUAAAAUGCAACCUACUGCGACUCCUUAAUCCUUAUAGGAUUUAUUGCCCUUAAAUGAUGCUUUUUUUUUGGGGGGGAGGGGGGCAUUUUAGGUGAAAACUAUAGAAAAUAAAGAAAAUCUGAAAACAGCACGAUGAACAAAUAGGUCAACAUAGCCAAAAAGUAUCAGUUGACUCCUUAAAGGUGUUAUUGUCCUUAAAUAACAAUUUGUACCCUUUUUCAUGCUUUGGGCAAAAACUAAAGAUAGAGGGGAACUGUAAACAGCAAAAAUUAUCUGCAAGACAAGAUCUACAAACUGUUUAGCAAAAAAUGAAUUGUCAGUAAACUUCUUAUAGGACUUGUUGCCAUUGAAUGAUGAAUUUUAUCCCUUUUUUGUGUUUUGUGCAAAACUGUAGUAGAUAGAGAGAAACUGAAACAGAAAAAAGUUCAAGAGUACAAGAUAGAAAAAGAGACAUUUUAGUCAUGAACUAUAUUCAAGUCUACAAUGUUGGAAAGUGUCUGUUGCUAAAGAUGUACAUAGAUCAAGGUGAGCAACAUCGGCUCUUAAGAGAUUCUAGUUAUUGGUUGUUGUUACUAACAAACACUGUUCAAACUGGUUGUUUAGUCGUUUUUUUUGUCAGUUUGUCUAUGAUUUGAUUGGUUAAGAAUAACAAAUGUCACUCUUUCAAUAACUAGUGAAAAAAGGUAAUGUUGUUUUCAUAAAUUAACAAACAAACUUCAAUUGUCUAGGUAUCCACUCAAAUAAAUAUGCUGUGAAUGGUCUUAGCUGUAAUCAUAUAUAAUUAGUUGACCAUGACCAAUAUGUGAUAAUGAAUUAUUGUUAUUAGAGGUAUAUUGUUUUUUGUUGUAAAUAUUUUUUCGUUGUUGUACUAGAUUGUUUUUUUUUUUCAUCAUUAUAUAAUUAGAGGGUGGUGUGGGAAUUUGUUUGCAAAAAGAUAAUCCAUACUAUUUUAAAUAUUUAAAGAAAUUUAGGUACUUUUUAUGUUACCGACUAAAUGAUCUGUAAUACACAUUUUCAUUUCAAUCUUUAAUUGCACAGGGUAUGUUGAAUGGAUUGUUUUCUAAACAUGCAUUACUCUAGAAUAUUGAGGUUAACAGUCAUACAACUUUAAAAAAAAAUCAAGUUUCUUUAUAUUUCUUUUUAAAAACAUUUCUAUUGAGGCCAUGGAUGAAAAAAUUUGAAUUGUUUCAUAUUAACGUGUCCUAUAGAUGUAAAAAUUGGCUAUGAAAGGCAAUGCAUUCUCCUGUAUUUUUUUUUUAGCUAUAUCUAAAUGACUUAACAGACCCUUCAUGUUGGAAGCACCCAGUUCUAAUAUUGUAAAAUACAAUAUGUUGAUUUGUCACAGUAAAGAGAUUAGCUGUACAUAUAUAUGUUUAAGAGUUAAAAUCAAAAUUUGAGGAGAACAUAUGGUAUGAUCUAGAAAAAGAUUUGAUAGGAUUGUGUUGAAAACAAAAUUAUAUUAUAGAAUGAAAAGGUUUUUUUAUGAAAUAAAAGCAAUGUUUUGAUUUUUAUAGACUUAACUAUUUACAGCAUCAACAUGUAAUAUGUAAAAAAAAAAUUCAUGCAAGUGGUCAAUUUUAUUUAGAUUUUGAAAAGGUUUUUAAACAAAUGAGGAGCUGUAAAAUCAGAUUUGCUCAUGUGAAAUAGGUUGACUGUUUGUUUGUUCAAUGCAGUUUCAGUUUCAACUACUGUAAAUUCAGAAAUUAUUGUGAUGUUUUUAUUAAUGUGAAUAAUGCGACUGGAUGAGUAUUGCAAUAAUCAGAACUCGCAUUCUGAAUUUUAUACAUAUAUCUGUAUGCAGAUUUUUCUUGAAUCGCAAUAAUUAAUCUCGCAUUUUCAUCCAUUUUUCAAAUAUCACAAUAAAAAAUGCAAGCAAUAAUUUCUGAAUUUACAGUAACAGUUUUGUAAAGAACUUAUAGAAUUGAUCACUUGCAAGAAAACAUGGUAAACACAAGCAUGGUUUACAUUGCAAUAUAAUAAUGAAGCAAACUACAUGAAGAGAGCUUUUAGUUUUCUAUAUUAUAGUUAAGCAGAAGCAUUUUUAAAUUUUUUUGAAGAUGUCCAUCAAGGAAGUGCAAUAUUGUUAGUUUAUUAUUUUAAAGUAGACUUGUUACCUUGUAUUUUUGCUUGUUUUCAAAAAUCGUGUUAAAAGAUAUGGAUUUUUAGUGUGUUAAAUAUUUCUUUAAUAUAUGACCUUACUGUUAUUGUCUAUUUUAUUACUAAGCAAUGUUUCCCUCCUCCAGAUAUUUGUGAUUUACUUAUGUUGUUUCUAUUAUUUUUGCAGAAAUAAACUAUUUUUAAGAAGCUUUAUUGAUAUCAAUCUUCAAGAUAACUAUGAAUUUACAAAUAAAAUUUCAUGUAUAUAGCAUUCUAUUUUCAUUUAAUAACACAAAAAAAAGUUAAAAUAUUUCACCAACCUUUUCUUUUAUUCUACAUCUCCUAUCACGUAAAAAUUUAAUUGCAAUGUGUUACCAUUUUAAGAUGUUCUAGUUUGAUAAAAUACCUAUAGAAUACAGAAUGUUCUUAUUUCAUAAAAUACCUAUAGAAUACAGAAUGUUCUUAUUUCAUAAGAACCCAUAUAGAAUACAGAAUGUUCUUAUUUUAUAAGAACAUUUAUGGUGUAUAUUAUGUAGACCGUUAAUUUGUUAAUGAAAGAAUUCUUGUUAUUACUUCUAUUACUUCAUCUGUGAUGUAAUUUCUUUAAAUAUUAAUAAAGGUUUUCAUCAUU